This is a messenger RNA of Jatropha curcas, 789 nucleotides long. Its product is annotated as glycine-rich RNA-binding protein. The record is from RefSeq and is a predicted model, not a curated record. NCBI's taxonomy places the organism in Eukaryota, Viridiplantae, Streptophyta, Magnoliopsida, Malpighiales, Euphorbiaceae. Gene Ontology annotation, molecular function: RNA binding.
CUAGCCUCCUUUGUUUCUCGUUCUCUAAUAUUUCCUUUAAUCUUCUUUGUGGUUUUUAGGGUUUCUCUACGUAAAAAAAUGGCAUCUGCAGAGAUCGAGUAUAGGUGCUUCGUCGGCGGCCUCGCCUGGGCCACAACCGACCAAGCCCUCCACGAAGCCUUUAGUGCCUACGGCGACAUCCUUGAAUCGAAGAUCAUCAACGAUCGUGAGACUGGUAGAUCUCGCGGUUUUGGAUUUGUGACUUUCAACAACGAGAAAUCGAUGAGGGAUGCUAUUGAAGGGAUGAACGGCCAGAAUCUCGACGGCCGUAAUAUUACUGUGAACGAGGCUCAGUCCCGCGGAAGCGGUGGAGGCGGUGGCGGCGGCGGCGGCGGUGGUUAUAGCCGUGGUGGAGGUGGUUACGGAGGAGGUGGUCGUCGGGAGGGUGGAUAUGGAGGCGGUGGAGGUGGUUACAACCGCGGUGGCGGUGGCUAUGGCGGCAACGGUGGCGGCGGCUACGGUGGUGGUCGGGACCGCGGAUAUGGUGAUGGUGGAUCUCGUUAUUCCAGGGGAGGUGGUGCCUCUGAGGGUAACUGGAGGAAUUAGAAUUUAGGUUUCGUGAGUUUAUGUACUGGGUUUGAGUUUGGGUUCUAUGAUUCUCUUUUGGUGCUCUUUAGUUUGGUUUCGUCCAAUCUGGUUUGGGUCUGUUCAAUGAACAUGUAGAUCAUUUUUGAUCGAUGAAUACUAUAUGUUUGUCUGUUCUCUUUAGUCAGAAGAUAUAAAAGAUUUAGAUCUUUGAUGUCAUGUUUA